Messenger RNA from Talaromyces atroroseus, 1353 nucleotides. RefSeq lists its product as hypothetical. The transcript is spliced from 2 exons. Gene Ontology annotation, biological process: fungal-type cell wall organization. The coding region runs from base 1 to 1353 and encodes 450 amino acids. The record is from RefSeq and is a predicted model, not a curated record. Gene Ontology annotation, cellular component: cell surface; fungal-type cell wall. Lineage: Eukaryota; Fungi; Ascomycota; Eurotiomycetes; Eurotiales; Trichocomaceae.
AUGAAGCUUUCUGCGACCAUCGCCCUCGCUGCUGCGGGCUCGCUAGCCGCUGCCCAAGGCCAUCACCACGGUCACCAGCACGUCCACAAGCGCGAUACCGUAGCAACCUCGGUUGUUGACGAAGUCGUGACUGUCUACCAACUUGACGGAACUCCGGUUCCAGUCGCCGAUGUCUGCAAGGGUAUCAAGGAUGGCCAAUACAAGUGGGCUGAGGGCAAUGGUCCUUCUGGAGCCUGCGUUACUUCCACUGCCGCCCCGACCAGCACCAGUGUCGCAGUCCAGGCCGCCGAGUUUAUUGAAACCUCUAGCUCUUCUUCAAUUGUUAGCAUCUCAUCGGCGAUCACCACUUCCUCGACCCCUACUUCUUCAGCCACUCCCACGAGCAGCUCUACCACCAGCUCUUCCAGUACCAGUACCAGCACCAGCUCUACCCCUACGUCUACCUCCACCUCGACCAGCAGCACCCCUCUUGCUACUUCGUCGAAGACUUCCACUAGCAGCACUAGUACCGCCACUGGCAUCGACGCUUCUUUCCCCGACGGCGAGCUUUCCUGCGAUACCUUCCCUUCUGCCUAUGGUGCGGUUGCCCUCGACUACCACGGACUUGGUGGCUGGAGUGGUGUCCAAUAUGUUACACUUAACUCUCUUGAAACUCUCGUUGAGGAAAUUGUAACCGCUGUCAGCGGUGAGAGCUGCACUGAUGGUGCCAUGUGCUCUUACCAAUGCCCAGAUGGUUACCUGAAGUCUCAGUGGCCCUCUGCGCAGGGCAGCACCGGUCAGUCCGUUGGUGGUAUCACUUGCAAAAACGGCAAACUCUACAGAACCAACACCGAUUAUGACACUCUUUGUAUUGCUGGUGUCGAGGGAGUUACUGUCAAAAACACCAUGUCGUCCCUAGUUUCAGUUUGCCGAACAGACUAUCCUGGAACUGAAAGUGAGACUCUCCCCACCGUUGUCGACGCUGGAUCCACUGUGCCACUCGCCAAUCCCGAUGGAUCUACCUACUACAAGUGGGAAGGAAAAGAUACCUCGGCCCAGUAUUACAUCAACCCUGCCGGCAAAAAAGAGUCAGUUGCUUGUGUUUGGGGUUCAUCCGGCUCUGAUGUGGGUAACUGGGCCCCAAUGAACCUUGGUGUUGGCUACACGGAUGGAGUGACCUACAUCUCCAUUUUCCCCAACACGCCCACUACAGAUGCCACUCUUGACUACAAUGUCCGCAUUGAAGGAGCAAGUGGAUCAUGCUACUGGGAUGCAUCUAGCCAGACUUACAACGAUGACUCUGGAACGAGCAGCACUGGCUGCACAGUCUCCAUUUCUGAAGGAGGCAGUGCCCAGAUUGUCUUUUCUUCCUAG